AUGGUGGCGGCUCCAAAGCCGCCGGAUAAUGGCCGGCCAAAACAACAUUCAUUUGCGCAAAUCCUCAAUGUCUCUAAGCCAAAUCCAAGGAGCAUCAUUCAGCCGAUUGAGAUAUCAAUUCCUGAAUCAUUUGUCAAAUCUAAUCCGUCAAUGGUGAAGGGAGAACCAGUCUUUUUGCUAUCGAAAGAAGAAGACGAAAAGCUUGCAGCACCGUUUAAAUUCAGUCUAGUUGGAAAAUUUUCAAGGGGAAGACCGAAGACGGAGUAUUUGUGGAAUAGGUUCAAUGCGAUAGGGUUUGUGUGGAGGUGGAUCUCCUUCAUGAAUUGCCAAAGCGGAUUUCUUCUAGGUACUGAGGAGUAUUCGUAUUAUCAAUAUGUAACGUAUGAAAAUCUCCUGGAAUAUUGCAUGGAAUGUUGCAAAAUUGGGCACUCUUCUCAGAACUGUAGACAUGGGAAACCUAAGGAUGAGUCGGCGAAAGAAAAGGAACGGAAGGUGAUGAUGCCUUUGAAACCUAUGACUAGGGUUAUCCUAGUGUCUCAACCUGAGACUAAGGCAAACUCAGUGUCUCAACCGACUAUGGGGAAAGCUAAGUUUCAGCCUGUGACUAAACAAUCUAAGCAAGCAGAAGGAAACAAGGAGGUGACUGAAACAUCAAACCCGAAUCACACAAAGGAAUCAGUUAUACAACAGGAAAUAAAGCAGAAUAAGGAAGAGUCUUCAUCAGGGCUCUCUGAAUUGGAAAAAACGAAUAUCCCUACAGAUAUCAGGGAUUCAAGUCCAAUUGAAUCAGGAGAUAAACGACAGCUUACUAAGGAAAAGCUAAGUGCAAUUCUGGAAAAAAGUUUGGAGGAAGAAAAUCUACAAGAUACAUGGGAAGAAGUUGAUGUGGUUUCUACUCAUGGGAAUGAGAACCGGCAACUUACUGUAUACAAAAAGCCUCCAUUUUCAGUUUAUCCUCUUAACUUGUCGUCUCGUUUUGAUUUAUUAACAGAUAUGCCAGAAGACCAGCAAGAAGAUAUCACUGUUGAUCAAGAGAAAGUGCGAAUUCAUUUAGAUGGUGAAAUAUCUAGUGAAUCUAAAACUGAAAUGUAUGAUUCUGAUGAAAGAGUUAAUAUUUCAAGCCAUCUUGUUAUAACAAGAGAUGAUCAAGAGGUUGGUAAACAAGAUUCUAACAUGGAGGUAGCGCGCCUUGUGGUUUCGGAUGGAGAAGAACAAAAGAAAAAACGUGGAAGGCCGCGAGGGUCGACAAAAAUGGUUCGCACUUAUGGAAAAGAAACUCGUCGAUCGACCAGAUUGCAAGGUGACACUCCAACCAAAGUAUCUCAAUGA
Messenger RNA from Oldenlandia corymbosa var. corymbosa, 1329 nucleotides. The record is from the annotation of a GenBank genome assembly. NCBI's taxonomy places the organism in Eukaryota, Viridiplantae, Streptophyta, Magnoliopsida, Gentianales, Rubiaceae.